UUUUUUAACCCACUUAAAACAUAUUUUGCUUCAUUUGCAUGUGGAUUUACUUCAAUUCUUGUUUUUUGGAUAUUAGUAGAAAAGGUAUAUUUCCUCGGGGCUUGACUAUAAGUUUCUAAAGUAAUGUCUCUUACGUCUUUUACAUACCAUGAGAACUCAAAACAGCUGUGCUUGAGAACAAAUAGCAAAUGGAUGGAUUUCAAAUGGAUAAUAUUUUACUAUGCCAAAUAUUUUAGUGCAAUUUUUUUUAAAAAAAACAUGAUAUCAGUGUUUUCAUUACAAAAUGUUUGUAUUUAAAAAAUUCAUCUAUUGCAUAGUUAUAGUGGACUACCUAAUUAUGUUAUCUUGAAUUUUACUAAUCUUCAGCUCAAGGUCUGCUGAACCGACCUGUACCGGUCGGUUCAGCCCGUACCGGACCGGUACCGACCUGUACCAGUCCGGUACAGGGUAUAAAACGGUUCGACCCCCGUACCGGUGCGAACCGGUAAUGGGUCGGAACCGUUCGGUUCGACCCCCGUACCGGUGCGAACCGAGCCGGUUCGCACUCGGUUCGCACCGGUACAUGUCCGAACCGGUGCGAACCGCUCGGUUCGCACCGGUAUGAUCUUGAACCGGUGCGAACCGAGCCGGUGCUCGGUUCGCACCGGUUUGGUGCUGAAAUUGGAUUGCCAGCGCUGUGGCACUUUGAAAGUGCAACAGCGCUGGCCAGAGGCACUUUGAAAGUGCCACACUCAAAGUGCCACAGUGGGGCACUUUCCAAGUGCCCCUUUGUGCGGCACUUCGAAGGUGCCGGUGCGGCUCUUUGUGCGGCACUUCGAAGUGCCGCGUUGUGGCAAAAUCCGAAGUGCACAGUGGCUCAACGGUUGGCUAUAAAAGCCGACCGAAUGCUAAAAACAAAUCCAUCAGCUUAGGUGAAGGAAAGGCAGAGAGAAAGGAGGAGAAAAAGAAGAGAAAGACAAAGACAAAGGCGUGAAAAAAAAUUAGAAGGGUCGGAGAGCGUCGUUUUUCUUGAAGAAAAAUUCAGCAAAAACUAAAUAAGGUAAAAUUUCUUUUCCCUAUAUUGGUUUUUUAAUAUUUUAUUUAAAUUGCUUAAAAAAAUUAAGUCAAAAAUUGCCAAAAAAUAGAAAAUGAUUCAAUGAUUCCAUUUCGUCUUGAAUUUUUUAUAUGUUGUUGAUAUAUGGACAGUGUUAAUGGUGACAUUAACUUUUAUUUUUACAGAAUUUAUAUAAUUUAUAAUUUAAUUAAAAAAUUAAAAAAAUAAUUUUUAAUUACAAAAAAAAUAGAAAUUGAAAAAAAUUAAUGUGGUCGUAGGAAUGGAGCCAUCAAGGAGAGGGCAAUCCCAAGAGCGUAAUAUUGGCUGGGAGCAUGGGAAGAUGCUCGGUGAACAGCACCAGUUUCAGUGCAAUUAUUGGCACAAGUGCUUCAAAGAAGGAGGGGUAACCAGAUUAAAGCAGCAUUUAGCCGGUAAUUCUCGUGAGAUAUCUGCAUGCUCGGUGCCCACCGAGCACCCGUCAGCUGAUGAGGAAAAACCUCGCUGAGAUCAAAGCAGCCAAGGAGAGGGCUGCCAAGCAGAAAGCGGAGGUGGAACGCCAAGCUGCAGAAGUACCUUCCUAUCACUUGAUGGAGUCACAGGAGGUCGAGGGUGCAGAUGAGGAGGAGGCAUAGAUCCAGGCUGCCAUGCGGGCGAGUCUGGAUGAUCGGUGGAAGCAGGAGGAGGUGGCGAGGCAUCGGGCUCGAUUUGGGCCCUCGUUUUUCGAGUCGGGCGCCGGUUCUGGUGGAAACAGACAAGAUCCAGAGUUUCAAAGGACAAUCUCAGUCAGGAAGGGCGAGGGCAGAGGACGUAGCCGGAUUGCAUCUAUCCUGGGUGGUUUUGGUGGCCGAAAGAAGUCUUCCGGAGGGAUUCCAUCAGGUGCGUCAAUCCAUGAUGUAGAUCCGCAUGCCUUCUCCAGGAGAGAUUCGAAGCAGCAAAGGGUAGACACAAUGUGGAAGAAGGAGAAGAAGGAUAUGUGGCGAGCUAUUGGAUUCUGGUUCCACUUCAGCCACAUUCCAGCGAAUGCUGCAAACAAUACAUACUACAAGUUUGCCAUUUCUGCCAUACAGUCUGCCGGUCCCGGUGUCGAUCCUGCAGGCCCGAAGGACAUCUACAGUGAGCUUCUUGACAACAAUAAGGAGGAGCUAGAGAAUUGGAUUGGCUCAUAUAAGAGCAAGUGGCCUACAUAUAGGCUCACUCUGAUGCGUGAUGGUUGGACCGGUCCGACAAAGCGGGCCAUCAUCAACUUUCUGACAUACUGUGAUACGAAGACCUUCCACAAGUCAAUUGAUGCUUCGGAUAAGGUGCACAACGCCAAUUACAUUCUCAAACUUAUGGAGGAGGUGAUUGAUCAGAUUGGAAAGGAGAAUAUCGUGCAGGUCGUCACUGAUAACGGGCCGCAAUAUAAGUUGGCCGGGCAGGUCUUGAUGGAGCGGCGACCACAAAUUUUCUGGACCCCAUGUGCUGCACAUUGCAUCGACCUCAUCCUGAUGGACAUUGGAAAGAUCCGUAGGGUGCAACAUACGGUGGAGAUAGCCCAACGCAUCACCAUGUAUAUUUAUAGUCAUACUUGGGUUCUUUCAUUAAUGAGAAAGUAUGCAGGAGGAGAAAUUCUUAGACCAGGAGUCACACGGUUUGCUACGAAUUACAUUGCACUUGAUAGCCUUAUUGAGAAGAAAGGAGCUCUACGUCAGAUGUUUGUCAGUCCCGAGUGGCAGGAAAAUAGAUAUGCCCAGGCCGGCAUUGAAGGAAGCAGAAUGGAAGACUUGGUAAGCAGGCAGUCAUUCUAGUAGCGGGCCAAUGCGAUAGUCAAGGCUAUUAAACCAUUAUAUGAAGUGCUGCGGGCCGUGGAUAGCAAGAGGUACCCCCAGAUGGGCUUUUUGUAUCACAUGAUGGAGAAGGCAAAGGCUCAGAUCAUGGAGGCAGAUGUAGCUCAUGCCCAGGAGUACAUCGACAUUAUUGAGCGGCUGUGGGGAGCCCAAAUGGGUAGGGAAUUGCAUCUAGCAGGUAAGCGAUAAUAUUGAUAAUUAUACUGAUUGAUAUAUUUGUAUAAUUAUACUAAGAUGGUGUCAUCUAUGUGCAGCAUACUAUCUGAAUCUCCGGUUUCAGUACGAGAGUGAAAUUGGUAUGGAUGAUGAACUUCUUCAUGCUCUACGUAAUGUUAUUUAUAAGAUGGAGCCUGAUCUAGAAGUCGCCGCGUCAUGUAUAGAAGAGACCAAAUUAUUUAGAGAGGGCAGCCAUAGCUUUGGACAGCGACCAGCUAUCGUGAGCAAGACAACUAUGAAUCCAGGUACAAUACAAAUCUGCAAGACACCUCUGCAUAUGAAUUAUCUUCAACUAUGAGGCCAUCAUAUAUGUAAAAUGUAAUUAUCUUCAAUAUUUUUGCAGCUGAAUGGUGGAUUCAUUUU
This is a messenger RNA of Phoenix dactylifera (date palm), 3438 nucleotides long. The record is from RefSeq and is a predicted model, not a curated record. Lineage: Eukaryota; Viridiplantae; Streptophyta; Magnoliopsida; Arecales; Arecaceae.